Molecule: messenger RNA, 3156 nt
Organism: Capsicum annuum
Lineage: Eukaryota; Viridiplantae; Streptophyta; Magnoliopsida; Solanales; Solanaceae
Product: RNA-binding protein 28
Exons: 19
Coding region: 60-2987 (975 amino acids)
Molecular function (GO): RNA binding
Source: RefSeq, a predicted model, not a curated record
ACCCUUAACAAAGAAAAGCAAUUGCUUUUCAUUCAUUCGGAUUCUUCACAGUUGAAAAAAUGGGAAAGAACAAGAAGAAGACAAUGUCUGGUGGCGAUAGCCAACACUCACCUUCCACCAUUUUUGUUAACAAUUUACCUUACUCUUUCACUAAUGCUCAGUUGGAGGAGACGUUCAGUGAAAUUGGACCAAUUAGGCGGUGCUUUAUGGUUACCAAUAAAGGUUCAAGCGAGCAUCGAGGCUUUGGCUUUGUCCAAUUUGCAUCCGUAGACGAUGCUAGCCGUUCCAUCGAGCUAAAAAAUGGAUCAGUGGUUGGAGGAAGGAAAAUUGGUGUUAAACAGGCUAUGCAGCGUGCGCCUCGUGAACAGCGACAAUCAAAGGGGGAUCAAGCUGCACAAGCAAAAGAUGGCAAGGAUGACCCUUCUACUGAUGCAGUUGAGCACAAACAAGCUUCAAGCCUGCAGGAAGCAGAAAGUACUGCAAAAUCAAAGGAAGGAAAGGAUGGUCCUUCUACUGAAGCAGCUAAGCACAAACAAGCUUCAAACCCGCCGAGAACAGAAAAUUCAGGGAAACCCACUAGAAAAUUAAAGGCUACAUUGCUUUGCAAUGCUGCAGCUGAUGAAGGAAAUUAUUCAGGAAAGCAGAGGGUCGCCAGGACAGUUAUAAUAGGAGGUAUUGUAAAUGCGGAUAUGGCUAAAGAGGUUCACCAGCUUGCGGCGGAGUGUGGCACCAUAUGUUCUGUUACUUACCCUCUUCCAAAAGAAGAGAUUGAAAAUCAUGGGCUAGCACACGAUGGUUGUAAAAUGGAUGCUUCAUCGGUACUUUUCACUAGUGUCAAAUCAGCUCAAGCUUGUGUUGCAUCACUACACCAAAAGGAAGUACAUGGAGCAACGCUUUGGGCACGCCAACUUGGUGGAGAGGGCUCAAAGACUCAAAGGUGGAAACUUAUAGUGAGAAAUCUUCCUUUCAAGGCCAAAGUGAACGAGAUAAAAGAUAUGUUCUCAAAAGUUGGCUUCGUGUGGGAUGUUUUUAUCCCUAAGAAUCUUGAGACAGGAUUAUCAAAGGGAUUCGCAUUUGUCAAAUUUACGUCGAAGCAGGAUGCAGAGAAUGCUGUAAAAACAUUUAAUGGGAAAACAAUGAGUAAACGAACUAUUGCUGUUGAUUGGGCCGUUUCCAAAAAGGUUUAUGCAUCUGGCAGUCAAUCUUCAGCAACUGCAACAGAUGAACAGAGUGCAAAAGAUGAUAGUGGUAGUGAUACGGAGGAUGAAGACAUUGACAUUGAUGGAAAAUCUCAGCAAGCUGAAGGGGACGAAGAUGACUCUGACCUUUUAGAAGAAGAUAUCCAAACUGAAGUUAACUUUGAUGAGGAAGUGAACAUUGCAAAAAAAAUUCUCCAGAACUUCAUUUCUCCAACUUCAGUAGGGCCAGAUUCUUCAGCAAAUGAUCUUUCAAGCCCCCAAAAGAAGGGAAAGGAAGUUGGCGCUAUUCUCCCACUGGAUGAACCAGCGGAUGCAUCUACUCCGAAUAAAGCAGCAGACGACGUUUUAGGUAAGGGCAAGAUCAAUGCUAUGCCAAGUGAGGGAGCAGAUGAUCUACUGGGGACAGUUUUCAUUAGCAACCUUCCUUUUGAUGUUGAUUAUGGAGAUGUCAAACAGCGGUUUUCAGCUUUUGGUGAAGUGGAGUACUUUGCUCCAGUGCUUGAACAAGUCACCAAACGACCAAGGGGUACUGGAUUUCUCAAAUUUAAAACAGCAGAAUCUGCUGAAGCUGCUAUUUCUGCUGCUAGUGCUGCGGAUGGUUUAGGUGUCUUUCUGAAGGGUCGGCAAUUAAAGAUUUUUAAGGCCUUGGACAAGAAAGCUGCUCAUGAUAAGGAGUUGCAGAAGACCAAAAAGGAAGAUAAUGAUCAUCGCAACCUUUACCUGGCAAAGGAGGGUCUUAUUUUGGAGGGCACGCCAGCUGCUGAAGGUGUUUCAGUGAGUGAUAUGUCAAAGCGAAAGGGGCUGCAAGAAAAGAAGAUGAUCAAGCUGAAGUCCCCAAAUUUCCAUGUGUCAAGGACACGGCUGAUUAUAUACAAUCUUCCCAAGUCAAUGACUGAAAAACAGCUGAAAACACUUUGCAUUGAUGCAGUUACUUCUCGUGCCACUAAGCAAAAGCCUGUUAUCCGGCAGAUAAAGUUUUUGAAAGACGUGAAAAAAGGACAAGUAGUGGCAAAGAAUCAUUCUCGUGGAGUAGCUUUUCUUGAAUUCUCAGAGCAUGAACAUGCACUUGUGGCUUUGAGAGUUCUUAACAACAAUCCUGAGACUUUUGGUACCGAGCAUCGUCCAAUAGUGGAGUUUGCUCUUGAUAAUAUCCAAACAAUGAAGCAUCGCCAGAAGCUUCAGCAGCAAGGUUUUAACAGGAACAAAAAAGAUUUGCCGAAGAAUGACAAUACAAAUGAACGGGAUAACCACAAUAAACAGUCGAGAAAACGCAAGGCCACAGGAGAUGCGUUAUCAGUUGCAGGGAAUAGAGACGAAGCUAAAAACAAGCAUGUCAGAGGUGCCAAAGAUGGAGAUCGACCGAAAAACAGAGGUGUUAAAGGAGCCAUCUCUGCAGAAGGAGACGAGCAGAAGAACAAGAAGAUAGGUAAAAAGCUGAGGGGGGCAAAACCGGAGCUUAAAGAUAAUCGAGAAGGAAAUAAGCAUGGUGGCUUUGGCAGUGAAAGUUCAGAUACUGCUGCUCUCAAGGUUGGACGUAAAGAAGAUGUUGCAGUGAGAACAAAAAAGAGGAAGUUUGAGGAUAAAACUAACCAACAGAAACAAGAAAUCAGUGUACAGAACAAGAAAAGGGAUAAAAAGAAAAAAGACCCCCUUGGACGAGAUGUAGUAGACAAACUAGAUAUGCUUAUUGAACAAUAUACAUCCAAAUUCACACACAGCAGUUCUAAUCAAACUAACGGUAACCAGCAGCGCUCUAAGCAGCAGCUUAAGAGGUGGUUCCAAUCCUAAACCAUUCUCAAGUUCUUAUGUAGCUUCAUUUUAUGGUGAUAGUAAGAACAACUGAGUUGUCGGUUUUGGUUUGUAUUUUGUUGUAUUUCCCCCCUAAAAUAUCUGUCAACAGUUACAGUUUAAAAAAUAUGAGAUAACAAUUUUAAUCAAAGAUUUUCUUCUUUUUGCA